Molecule: messenger RNA, 972 nt
Organism: Ipomoea triloba (trilobed morning glory)
Lineage: Eukaryota; Viridiplantae; Streptophyta; Magnoliopsida; Solanales; Convolvulaceae
Product: NAC domain-containing protein 78-like
Exons: 1
Coding region: 1-972 (323 amino acids)
Biological process (GO): regulation of DNA-templated transcription
Molecular function (GO): DNA binding
Source: RefSeq, a predicted model, not a curated record
AUGGCUCGUCGUUCUCUGCAUGGUUACAUAUUCAAGCCAACCGACAAGGAGUUGAUGCAAUAUUUGGAGGGUUUCGUCCUUGGAAAACCUCUCAAAUACACCUCUGAUUUCAUCGCACUGGAAGAUCUUUACGGAGAGAAAGAACCCGCUGAGAUUUUCGGCUCCGGCGACCCUAUGACUCGCUAUUACUUCACCCAGUUGAGGAGAAAAUGCCAAGGUGGCUCAAGAUUCUUGCGUGGCGUCGAAAACCGCGGGACGUGGAAGGGCCAGGACGCAGCACAUCCUAUUAGAGUCCGCGACAAAGUUAUGGGAUUCAGGAAAAGUUUGAAGUACGAGAUGAAAAAAUCAAAAAGCAAGGGCGGGCUGGGCGACCGCCCAGGGGAGGCUUGGCUCAUGAAAGAAUAUUCCCUGUCGGAUGAUUAUCUCCGAGAUAAAAACGUUGUACUCAAGGAUGUUGUACUCUGCCGGAUAAGGCGGAGAGUCGUUAGAAGCACAUCAAGAAGCAGUGAAUCGUCUACUCUGAAUAUUAAUGAAAAUGAUACGCCGUUGGAGAUUUACAAUUGGCCGGAAAAUGAUGUUGUAUCUCUGCCACCCUCGGAAACUCAAACUUUGGACGCCGCCGCCGCAGAGGCAGCCAGUGGAGUUGAUGAUGCAAAUGGAGGAGUGAUCGCUAUGGAAAAUGAUAGAUUACAGCUGGAUGAAUGGGAUCAACUGUUGAGGACGCCGGAAAAUGAAUCUCUGCCACCUUCUGAAACUUCAACUUUGGCUGCCGCAGAGUUUUCCAGUGGAGUUGAUGAUGCGCAUGGAGGAGUGAGCACUAUGGGCAAUGAUCCAUUAGUUGAUGAAUUGGAUGAAUUAUUGAAGAAAACACCACCACAUGAUAUUUUUGAGGAUUGGUCCGACAUCCUGACCCAAGAAGAUAUUGAAAGGAUAAAUCACCCUGGGCCAGUACCUAUUUUAAGGCCUAACUAA